AUGACUCGUUUUGCGUUCAGAGCAUCAGCUACAACAGAACCUACUUCUACUGACAGCGCCACAAAUACGUCUGACGAAAUGCCAACAAUGGAUGUUACUUGUCCAUCUUCGGCAACCAGCAAUGUGGUUGACAGCGCCAACAACAACAACACGAUUGAGAUUAAUAAUAAUAUGGUCGUCGACAUCAAUAACACCUCUGAUGAGACUUCUUCGAAGGAUGAUGAACCUUACACCGAAGAUAACUCCGUCGAAGAUGAAGAGGAAUACUUGGAGGAUGACGAUGGCGAAUCUACCAAAGGAAAGGGCAAGAAGAAGAGGAAAUCUCACGUCGAAACCAAGCACAGAAAGACCUUCAUGUCCAUUGAUGUUGUCGCCAUGAAAUCAUGCUUGCAUCUCAACCAAAAGGAGGCAGCAAAAAAGCUCAACGUUUCUUUGAGCACUCUCAAAAGAAGAUUUUAUGAGAUGAGACACGAAUUGGGAUGUGACAAAUGGCCCUAUCCUCCACACAAACCAACUGGUGGCUCUGGCAAGAGAAAGCACACUACUGAGUCUUCUGAUGAAGAUGCCAACAUGCCUUCCGAUGAAGAAACCAAUUCCGAUGCAGAACAAGAAGUGUCAUCCUACAGAGCCAAGACAAGGAGACAAUCUGUCUCGACUUCUCUCAACAAGAGAAGAGACUCCAUUCAGGGAGAUUAUGUUUCUCAAGCUCCUCUAGAUGAUGUCACUCAAGACACCAACCAAAGCUACCAAUACGAUUUCAAAUCCGCUAACUCUUAUGAACGUCAUUCCAAAAAGCUCAAAGCCACUCACACUGGCUUCCUUUCCUCUUCUCUCCCUGAGCCAUACAGUAAGCAGCCCUCCACCUCCUCCACUCAGCACGUUCCUCAGCAAGAGAACUCUGAGUUUAUUUUCUAUAAGGACAGCUACGAAGAAGAGAACUCCUCGGAUGGCGAUCAAUCAAGUUCAGCUCCAGAGAUGGUCUCAGACGAUGAGUAUGUCCAAGUGGCUCAGAGAGCCGCCAAGGCCACUGCUGGCAACGUCACAAAGAAGAAGGUCACCUGUGACCUCAACGAGAUCACUAAAAAGACACAAUCUCUCGAAAAUCCUCGUGAGAAGGAGAUUUAUAGUGGUGCAAUUCUAUUGAUGGCCUUCAAGCAACAGCAAAUCCUUUCCAACACCCUCUAA
Naegleria fowleri is the source of this 1185-nucleotide messenger RNA. RefSeq lists its product as uncharacterized. The transcript has 2 exons. The record is from RefSeq and is a predicted model, not a curated record. The coding region runs from base 1 to 1185 and encodes 394 amino acids. NCBI's taxonomy places the organism in Eukaryota, Heterolobosea, Eutetramitea, Acrasida, Naegleriidae.